Molecule: messenger RNA, 177 nt
Organism: Emiliania huxleyi CCMP1516
Lineage: Eukaryota; Haptophyta; Isochrysidales; Noelaerhabdaceae
Exons: 2
Coding region: 1-177 (58 amino acids)
Source: RefSeq, a predicted model, not a curated record
AUGCGGUUAUUCCUUACCUGCCACGAUCCGACGCUCUUCUCGUGCCACGAUCACGCGAAACUUCUGUUUCUCUCACGCGAAAAAACUCACGCCCCGCUGCUCCCCGCUCCGCGCCCUCGAUGCACCGAUGCACGAUGGCGGGUCGGGCGUCGGCGCCGCGUCGUUGUGAUAAACUAA